Molecule: messenger RNA, 787 nt
Organism: Durio zibethinus
Lineage: Eukaryota; Viridiplantae; Streptophyta; Magnoliopsida; Malvales; Malvaceae
Product: eukaryotic translation initiation factor 5A-like
Biological process (GO): positive regulation of translational termination; positive regulation of translational elongation
Molecular function (GO): RNA binding; ribosome binding; translation elongation factor activity
Source: RefSeq, a predicted model, not a curated record
UACCAAAAAUUAAACAUAUAAAUAAAAACUUUUAUUUCCCCCAUCUGCUCCGCCCCAUUUUCUGCCUUUACCAAACACACAGAAAAAGAAAAAGGAGAACUUGAAAUACGGACAUGUCGGACGAGGAGCAUCAUUUCGAAUCCUCUGACGCUGGCGCCUCCAAGACCUACCCUCAGCAGGCUGGUACCAUCCGCAAGAACGGCUACAUCGUCAUCAAAAACCGUCCCUGCAAGGUUGUUGAAGUUUCCACCUCCAAGACUGGGAAGCAUGGCCAUGCUAAGUGUCACUUUGUUGGAAUUGACAUCUUCACUGCCAAGAAGCUGGAAGAUAUUGUUCCCUCUUCCCACAACUGUGAUGUUCCGCAUGUCAACCGUACUGACUACCAGUUAAUUGACAUUUCUGAGGAUGGAUUUCUGAGUUUGCUGACUGAAAGUGGAGACACUAAGGAUGAUCUGAGGCUCCCAACUGAUGAGAACUUGGUGAAGCAGAUCAAGGAUGGUUUUGCCGAGGGGAAAGACCUGGUUGUGUCUGUUAUGUCUGCAAUGGGGGAGGAGCAGAUCUGCGCUCUCAAGGACAUUGGUCCCAAGUAGUUUGAAAUUGAUUUGCAGACUGUUAUUGCAAUUUUAAAUGGAAAGACUUGGUUAUCCAAGACUUGUCUAGGUAUAGAUGCUGUUUGGACUUUGGAUGAGUUGUUAUGUUUGGUUUGGAUACGAAAAAACACCAUUACUAGUUUCUUUGUUGUGCUAUGGCUUACCGUUUAUGCUGUCAAGGCUUUGCUCUUGGUUUU